Cannabis sativa is the source of this 1303-nucleotide messenger RNA. RefSeq names its product universal stress protein PHOS34. The record is from RefSeq and is a predicted model, not a curated record. Lineage: Eukaryota; Viridiplantae; Streptophyta; Magnoliopsida; Rosales; Cannabaceae. The transcript has 5 exons. The coding region runs from base 328 to 858 and encodes 176 amino acids.
UAAAAAUACAAAUUCCCGGCUUGAUUGUUCAGUGAGUGAGAAUCCUCUUCUUACAACAAGUAGUCAAUAGGCAGUCUGCCCCGGUAAUAAUGGUGGACUCGCGGAGUACUACUAGUAGCUCGUCUUCGUAUCUCCAUAACUCAAACUCAAUCAAUAAUCAACCCCACUGCCUUUUGGCACGCCACAGGAGUCAAUAUACUACUCCUUCCUUUUGCUACAAUAUUAUAUAUAACCCAAAUAUUUAUAUAUAUACUUCCUCCUUCCCAAUUCUUUAUAGUUUAAUUUUGGGCAGGGUCAGAAAAACGCAGAGUCAAUCGAAAUAAAGUCAUGGCUUCUGGUAACCUACGUUGCGUGAUCGUGGCCGUCGAUGGCAGCGAGGAGAGCAUGGGCGCCUUGAAAUGGGCCCUAGACAAUCUCAAGCUCCGAGCCCCUGAUUCAGAAUCUGAUUCCUCUUCCGCCGGUGGUUUCUUCGUCAUACUUCAUGUCCAGUCCCCACCGACCAUCGCCGCUGGUCUUAAUCCCGGAGCCAUUCCUUUUGGUGGACCCAGUGAUUUGGAGGUUCCGGCGAUCACUGCAGCAAUCGAGGCGCAUCAGAGGCGAAUCACGGAGGCUGUGUUUGAUCACGCUCUCAAGAUUUGUGCUGAGAAGAAUGGGAAUGUGAAAACGGAAGUUGUUAUUGGCGACCCGAAGGAGAAAAUUUGUGAAGCUGUUGAGAAGUUGAAUGCUGAUCUUCUUGUGAUGGGAUCCCGUGCUUUUGGUCCCAUUAAAAGGAUGUUCUUGGGAAGUGUAAGCAACUAUUGCACCAAUCAUGCCCAAAGCCCAGUUAUCAUUGUCAAGGCCAAAGACACUGGUGCUUGAUUGAUAGUCAUAAAAAAUGUGAAAAUGCUAGAUGAUGAGGGAGGGAGGUGGCAGUGUAGCAUAUCUCCAUUGUUGAAUCACAAGAGCAUUUCAAAUGAAGUUUGAAUUCCGGAUUCUCUUUGAUAAAUAAAUCUUUUUGCGAAAAUGCUAGAUGAUGAGGGAGGGAGAGGUUGUGUAGCAUAUGUCCAUUGUUGAAUUUAAAUGUUGUUAGCUCUUUAGGGAAAUUUAAUAAAAUUUGAAUUCAGCAUUCUCUUGGAUUGAUUGAAUAAAUCUUUUAGCGAAAAUGCUAGAUGAUGAAGGGUUGUUGGUGAUUUUUUUUCUCCAUUUUAUAUAAUUCUAAGAUGGUAGUGCAAGUAUUAUAAGUGAUAAACCUCUAACAGGACUUUCAGCUUGUAAAAUCAGUCCAUACAUCACAUAUGCAUGCAUACAUGCACUCAUUUAUCUA